Penicillium antarcticum is the source of this 2844-nucleotide messenger RNA. RefSeq lists its product as uncharacterized. The transcript has 2 exons. Bases 1 to 2844 code for a protein of 947 amino acids. NCBI's taxonomy places the organism in Eukaryota, Fungi, Ascomycota, Eurotiomycetes, Eurotiales, Aspergillaceae. The record is from RefSeq and is a predicted model, not a curated record.
AUGGCGAGCAAGGGACAUGAAAAGUCUACCUCGGCUGACGCGCCCGCCAUGCACAAACAACGAUGCGACAGUGGCCGAAAUGGUAGCAACAGAGAUUAUCCUUGCGCCUCUCCUCGCGGCCAAUCCCCUACAGCACCAGAUCACUCCGAGCCCAAGCAGCCAGGGAAUAUUCAAGAUCUCCUCGAGUACAGACUUGACAAAUCAAGCACACCGAAGAAUAAGUCAGCGGCAACUAAAUCUAGAUCUCCGGUUGAAUCAGUACUCACCAAGGAAGAUGUGAAGAAAAUUCUCUCUGGGGCGCCUCACUUUCUUUUGGAGAAGGGCAAACAUGGGCGGUGGUAUCCCCAAGUGAUCUUUCCCUGGGAUGAACAGAACCCUGUAGUUCAACAUCUGUGGGAUCGGAAGCCAUUACCACAUGCUUCAUUUACUCUCAGCACACUCCACGCUCAUCUACCGGUCCCAGAUGACUGGGCUGUGAAAGGUGGUGUGCCUAUUCAAAUUUACGACUGGCGCCGAACAGACGCUACCAACAGGGCUACUUUUGAUGUCGGGAUAUUCGAGGUACCCAACAUGUUGUCUAACAACGGAAAGGAGCCCGGUACCGUUGGCUUUCGACAUUUUCUUGAACUGUCCGUGGCGGAUGCUGUUCGAUAUACGGGCCCCGAAGAGCCCAGGCCACCACCAUACUUGCGGCGCGUCUCAAACUUGCCAGCAACCGAGGCCUUCGAUCUGAUGGGGGGUACGACAGACCCUAUUCCCAAUGCCAGAGUGGUGCCGUCUACGAUCGUCACCAGCUCAUCUGCGACGGUCCUCGGGCCUGGAAGCGCAUUGGGACAAGACAUGCUUCGAGAGGGAUCGACAAAGACAAUUCUAGACAUUGAGACUCCGUAUCAAUUACACGAUUCAUUGCAUACUCGUUUUCUCUACCCCCAUCCGCCACCUGCCGACAUCCUGCCAGGCCAUCCCCAUAGCAUCAAGUCACAGAUCAAGACAUUGUGUAUUGUGCUGAACACCCCGGGUGCAUGGAUCAACUUCAGCCUGCCUGAAUGGCGUUUUCGUGCCGGGCAAGUUCUUUGGGAAGCUUCACUACAUGGUGAUGGGGACUGUCUAGAGCCUGGGUCAAGCGGUGACCGCCUACCUCGAGAGGAUUUGACCACGUCUGGAAUUGAGCGAAAGUGGUUGAUGAUACAGAUGCUUCUCUCCGCGGAGUUGCUUCUUCGAUUGGAUGCUUUUGUUCGAGUUGGUAUGUUACAUGAUCCGCAUGGGGGUCAUAUCACGAUCCUGGAACUUCAUCAAUUCGACAAGCUGCGUGAAGGCAAGGUCAAUUGGGAUUUGAUUGUUGUGCGUCGAUUCCUUGAUAGUCUGGAUAUCACUUGGGCAUCAUCGGAAUCAAAAGCACCUUCAGAUGCAUCUCGGUCACCCUCUUCGCCCAACAAGUCGCCUGAGAAGGGUCGCCACUUUCCCUUCAUGGAAACUCUCACUCGACGCAAAUCAUCCCCGGCUGCGAGCCUGCAGUCUGCCUGGGAUUGCCAGCUAAGCUCAUCGCACGUCCGACAACAGCUGGAGGGAUUGUACGUUUUCGCUGAAAAUAUUGGAUGGCCAAAUAUCGAUGCCUUGAAAACUGCAAUGAACCUUAAACUGGGGGACGCAGAGAAUCCGAUCCUUCCAGCCUUGGUUGUCGAUGACAGGGGGGUGGAACCUAUAUCCAGUGGGACCUCACUGGGCAAGGAGGAUAUGUACACCCGGAACCCCUGCCGCCGGCGCGUGAAGCUCCAUAGCUCGGGCGAUCCACAAUCUAAAACCCUAGGCUGGGUUUCGCGUACUUGGCUAUCUGGAUUCGUGAUCCCCGGUGAGGGCGUCAGUCAUCUUCUCAUGGCUACCCUGCUAGAGAAUGAUGCUGAGGCUCUAGGGCAGCUGGGGCCUAUUGCUAAUCUCUAUGGGGGAUUUGUUUAUGGUGAACGCAGUUGGUGGAGCAAGGCAUGCAUUGUUGGGCGCGUUCUGUCUAGUGCAGCAGGAGCCAGGACAUGCAUGGGGUGGAUCAGCAGCGACAUGCUUCCCCGCGAUAAAACUACGCAGGAGGUACUUGAGCGUGGUUGGUUUGAGCUCCCUGUUGAGCAAGUACCCCAGGUUUCGAGUAAGCCUCGAAUCAAGCAGGGAGCUAGGCUUACGAUGGAGUCAUCACCUUUGGGUGUAGGAGAUAUCACCGCAGAGGCCUUUACGAUUCCAAAAGAAGAAGCCGAGUCAAGCGCAACAUCCAAUCGCCAAGUGAGGUUGUUGGGUUUAUCGGUCAAUGGUGUCAGAUCUCCAUGCGACAAUGGGAAGACCAUUGCACCCGCUGACGAGGCAACUAUGUCAUUCUCCAUUGAUGAAGCGGAAGGCGCAGGGGGCGCAAUUACGGUUUCCUUCGCCCUCAAGUACAAUGUACGCUUCAUUUCCGCCCAUGAGUGUCGUGUGCCAUUAGGAGUUGCCAGCAGAAACCACGUCGACCGAGAGCAAGUCGAAAAACAAGAGCCUACAAAGCCGCAAGAGUCUAAAUGGACGCGCCUGCCUAGUCAUCCACUGCACCGGUCCUAUUCAUACAAUUAUAUUCCACUCGCCAGUCUCCCAAACACCUCGGCGCCGCAGCCGAUGCGAUCUUCGCAAGAUGACGAGGCUCCGCCCACCCCAGAAAUCAUCAUAAUCGACGCGCGAGGCAACCGGGCCAAGGAAACGUUCGUUCGGGCAUGGUGCGCUUCUGUCGGGUGUCAUGCGAUCAUCAGUCGAUGCGGGCGGGCUUGCGUCGCGUGUUGUAUCAGGCAAGCGAGAGCAGUGGAUAUUCCGGUCGUGGUACGCGUGAGCGACUAA